GACCUGGCUCCGGGGCGCGGGGCUGGAGUCGGGGGCAGCUCAGAGCCGGCAGGAGCGGGCUGCCUUUGCCGGGAACCUCCCGCCGGCGGCUUGCGCUCGGGGCGGCUCUGUGCGCCCUUACCUGUGGGGAGCGGAGCUGGGGAGGCGGGGCGGGAGGCGGCGCGGCGCGACUCUGCCCUGCCUCCCCGCUCGCCGCCGCUCGCUCCCCGGCCGGCGCUGUGUCUCCUGCGCCUCCAAGAUGAGCGGGCAGCGGCGAGGCGGCUGCCGGAACCCGCUGAGCAGCCCUGCACUGCUCAGAUUGCCCCAGGAUUGAGGUGCUGCAGAUGGCUCCUCUGCGGUUUCUGCAGCUCGGCUGCAUCCAGUGGACUGAUCUGAAGGUUGAGCCCUUACCAUGCAAUCACCAUCACCAAGAACCUCAGGUAUCUGACCAGCUUCCUUGGUUUUUGAUGCUGAAGCAGGAUUGUUUUAACUAAAGAUGGAAACACUGGAGUCGGAAUUGACCUGCCCAAUCUGCUUGGAGUUAUUCGAAGACCCUCUGUUGCUGCCGUGUGCUCACAGCCUGUGCUUCAGUUGUGCCCAUCGCAUCUUGGUGUCCAGCUGCUCCUCCAGCGAGUCGAUAGAGCCCAUCACAGCAUUCCAGUGCCCCACCUGCAGGUAUGUCAUCUCCCUUAACCACCGUGGCCUAGAGGGCCUCAAGCGGAAUGUGACCCUGCAGAACAUUAUAGAUCGCUUCCAAAAGGCUUCUCUGAGUGGCCCCAAUUCCCCUAGCGAGAGCCGCCGAGAGAGAACAUACCGCAAGAGUCCUGCCAUGUCCAGCGAAAGGAUAGCGUGUCAGUUCUGUGAGCAGGACCCACCGCGGGAUGCGGUGAAGACCUGCAUAACCUGCGAGGUGUCCUACUGUGACCGCUGCCUCCGGGCCACGCACCCCAACAAGAAGCCGUUCACCAGCCACCGCCUGGUGGAGCCUGUGCCAGACACACACUUCCGAGGACUCACUUGCUUGGAGCACGAGAACGAGAAAGUGAACAUGUACUGUGUUGCGGACGACCAGCUGAUCUGUGCCUUAUGCAAACUGGUGGGACGCCACCGAGACCACCAGGUGGCGUCGCUGAGUGAUCGAUUUGAGAAGCUCAAGCAAACCCUGGAGACGAACCUCACCAACCUGGUUAAACGCAAUAGCGAACUCGAAAACCAGAUGGCCAAGCUGAUACAGAUCUGCCAGCAGGUGGAGGUGAACACAGCCAUGCAUGAGGCCAAGUUGAUGGAGGAGUGUGAUGAGCUCAUGGAGAUCAUCCGGCAGCGCAAGCAAGUGAUCGCUGUCAAGAUCAAGGAGACGAAGGUUAUGAAGCUGAGGAAGCUGGCCCAGCAGGUAGCUAACUGUCGGCAGUGCCUGGAGCGCUCCACGGUCCUCAUCAAUCAAGCAGAACAUAUCCUGAAAGAGAACGACCAUGCACGGUUCCUGCAGACUGCCAGGAAUGUGGCCGAGAGGGUCGCCAUGGCAACUGCAUCCUCUCAAGUGCUGAUACCAGAUAUCAAUUUUAACGAUGCCUUUGAAAACUUUGCUUUAGAUUUUUCCAGAGAAAAGAAACUGCUGGAGGGGCUGGAUUAUCUAACAGCACCCAAUCCACCGUCUGUCCGAGAGGAGCUUUGUACGGCUUCCCAUGACACCAUUACAGUCCACUGGAUCUCGGAGGAUGAGUUCAGUGUCAGCUCCUAUGAGCUCCAGUACACCAUCUUCACCGGCCAGGCCAACUUCAUCAGUCUGUACAACUCCAUGGAUAGCUGGAUGAUUGUCCCCAACAUCAAACAGAAUCACUACACCGUGCACGGGCUCCAGAGUGGCACCAGAUACAUCUUCCUUGUCAAGGCCAUAAACCAAGCUGGGAGCCGGAACAGCGAACCUGCCAGGCUCAAGACAAACAGUCAGCCCUUUAAGUUGGAUCCCAAGAUGGCUCACAAGAAGCUGAAGCUCUCCAAUGAUGGGCUGCAGAUGGAAAAGGACGAGAGCUCCUUGAAAAAGAGCCACACACCCGAGAGGUUCAGCGGUACUGGGUGCUAUGGAGCAGCAGGCAACAUAUUCAUCGACAGCGGGUGCCAUUACUGGGAAGUGAUGGUGGGAUCCUCAACCUGGUACGCCAUCGGCAUCGCCUAUAAAUCAGCCCCAAAGAAUGAGUGGAUUGGCAAGAACUCCUCAUCCUGGGUCUUCUCCCGCUGCAGCAGCAACUUUGUGGUGAGACACAACAACAAGGAGAUGCUGGUGGACGUUCACCCACAGAUGAAGCGUCUGGGCAUCCUUCUGGAUUAUGACAACAACGCCCUGUCCUUCUACGACCCGGCCAGUUCUCUCCACCUCCACACGUUCAGCGUUGCCUUCAUCCUGCCGGUGUGUCCAACGUUCACCCUCUGGAACAAAUCCUUGAUGAUCCUGUCUGGCCUGCCGGCUCCAGACUUCAUCGAUUACCCAGAGCAGCAGGAGUGUAACUGCCGACCGCAGGAGUCCCCGUACGUAUCAGGGAUGAAAGCCUGCCACUAAGCAGCAGCCAGCCCGUCGUGCUCAACAGUGGCUCAUGGGGAAUGUUCAUGGGGGCUUCUGAAGAGCUGGAUUGGAAAGCAGGCCCUGCUGCCAGAGAAAUAAUGCUCGGCGAGUGAGCCUCUCCCACAGGAAGCUCAUUUUUAAGGGAAAAACAAAACUUUAAAAGCGAUUGAAAUAAACUCUGUGGCCGAGCUCCGUGUGUAUGGGAAUGCGGCUUGUGAAACUCCUUUGUAGCAGGAUGGCGUUCCUCCAGCUGGACUGUCACACGGCUUGUUUGGAGGCGAGCGGAGCGAGGGUGGGCAGUGCUUGUUUCAGGGCCCCCUAGGAGUGUGGGUGAGGGAGGGGAUCCUGGGCGGAACAGGGUGUAGCCUGGUAGGGGAGCAGAGCCUCCUGGCCAGCUCAAGCGCCAGCCUGCUCCAUUGACCAUCCCCGUUCAGACAGGGGGCUGCAAUCGGCCGCAUCUCAGGAAGGAUCCAUCACAUAAGCAACGCGGCUUUCAAUGUCACCCAGAGAGGCGGCCGCAGCCAACCAUCCAGAGCCAUUCAAACUGUAGGCAGGUUGUGAAAGUGGAAACCACUCUGAGAGGAGCCGUCCAGCUGCUUCGCCUGCUGGGUGUGGCUGGUGUGUUGAGCUGACAGGCACACGCGCUUCCGCCCGCUCGGGGGGAUGCUCAGACCUGAAAUCCGACUUCCCCCCAGUGCUCCCUUUUCUUCCAUUAUAACUGCCUCCUUUGGGAGGCCCUUUGUCAUUAUACGUCAGGGAGGCCCCAGCCAAGCUCAGCUCAGGCUGAUACCUGAUCUGUGUGAAAUGGAGCAAGCUGAGGUAUCUGUCCCCUCCAGUGCCCACCUGUGCUCUCCACAGGCCCCACCAUGCAAUGCUGCUUCUUGAUGCUGGCCUAGGUCAUGCUCCACGGUAGAGAUGUGGCUGGCCAAAAGCUGCACUGGUUUAAUGUAGGCCAUCCCCCUGGAAGGAGUGUGUGUUGGGAGUGGGGAAAGGGCCCAGUAUCAGCUGGUGCUGCCGCCAGGCAAGGAGAGUGGAAGCUGGCCAGACAGUAGCAUCUCCAGGGAAGCAGGAGAGAGCCAGUGGGCCGUGAGGUCUAUGACUACUGUACUGUACAAGGACUGUAUCCAUUAUUUAUGCCUCUGCACACAGCCCUGCUCAGAAUGCACUUUCUCCUCUGUAUGUUGUGUUGGUGUGAGGGUUGACUGGGGGCUACAAGUGAGUAAAUCCAGAAGACCAAAUAUGAGCGCUGAUAGCAAGCGCAGUAGCCUGGCCUGGCCAAGUCCAUCUGGCUCGUUCUCUGUCCCGUGCUGGCUGGUUCUUGGGGUCACUUCUGGAGUCAGUGCAGAGCCAUUCCUUUCACUCUGAAGUUAACCCAUGGGGAGGAGAUCAGAAUCCAGCCCCUGGGCCUUUGUGUUUGGGUAACUCUGCCCCUGUCAUGCAGAGACUUGCCCAAGGUUUUUGUUCCCCAUGAAUCCCAGCUGGUCUGACCCUCCCUGGCAGGCACCUUGCAUCAUCACUUACGCUGGGACCGAGCAAGGGCAAGUUCUCCCAAACCUCAGUUCUUCCCUUCCUGAUGCUGGGGGAGCGUGUUGCAUAGAUAGGUGUGAAAGACAACAGGAGCUAGGUAGGAGAGGACAGUCCUGCAUAUGUCAGAGGAACUGCAGGUCAUGGGGAAACAGUGCCCAAAGCACACUGAAAGCUGCCUCCUGGUGCCUUUGAUCUGAUUUGGGAGAGGGAUAGUGUAAAGGUUCGGACUCACCCCUGUAGUGUCUGCUGCUGGUCACUGGGGAAUUAGCUCUUUCCCCCGCUCAGCCUGUUCCUUCCCUAGCACUGCACCACCCUCAGUACCCUGUCAGGCAGGCAGCCAGGCCCUGCUCUCUCCCAGCCUAGAGAGUGACUCCUUGGGCCUCUGGCUCACAGACUUUUUAUACAGGCCAGCUGGGGCCUGAUGGGGUGUGGCCCAGCUGCAGCUGCUUCCCCAAUCAGCCAUCCCCAGCCACAGCCCUCUCCAGGGCUGCUUUUAACCCCUUCUAUUUUAGGAGCAGGAUAGCCACCCCACUACAAAUAGGCAGCGUCUUGACUUCCAUAGGUGCAAAGGGAAUGCUGUCACCAGCAAAUGCGACUUACGAUGUUUCGGUUCCAGCUGCUUCUGCAGCUGUGGGCAGAUCUAGCCUGGGUUUGCAGCCUUCCACACCAGAGCCGGUCCUGCUGCAGACUCUCAUUCCAUGCUGUGGCCGGUGCCAUGGCUGCUUGAAUAUCAGUCUACUGGCUUUUAAAGUCUGGUUCUUUCACACACAGCUGGUGCUGUUCUGCUGGGGACCCAGCGUCCAACCAGCUUUUAGAAGUGGCGCUAACAAAACCUCCAAACCCUGGAAAGUCUCUCCUUUGGAACAAGGUUUGGCUCUUUUGCCCAGCCAAGCACCAGGCUGGCAAUAUUGGCUAGUGCCUGUCCAGGGGCCAGGUUCGAUGUGUUCUUUGGAAUGUCCCUUCUGUUAGUCUCUCCUUGGUUUUGUUGCAUGGGGCCAUGUGAUCCAGGACAGGAGAAGUUACCCCACAGCCCUUAUGUGGCUUAAAACUCUGCUUAACUUUUCCUUGUUUCAAACAGGAAGAGAUCUCUGGACCUUGCUGAUCAGAAAUCUACCUCAUAGCCCAGCCUCCGGGGAGCAGGUAGAUUGACUGAUCUGGGGGUAGUCUUAGUGCAUGGACUACUUGCGUUAGGAUGGAGUGGGCAGAGCAUGGCUCACCUGGCUGGAGGGAGGUUCCUGCCUAGUUUCAGGGGUGGAGGGCAGAGAGAGAGGCUGGUUUGGCUGAGAUGGAGUGUAGUGUGACGUUUGCGCUGGACCGCUGGCUGCUGUACAGUCCUGUUGCUAGGCUUUGAGGAUGCUGGUUUGGAGACAGGCAGCCUGUGGACGAAACCCAGCCCCUCUGCAAACCUCCCAGUAUUGUCCCUUGUGACUCGUCUGGGUUCACUUAAUGCCUCCUUCCCGCCUGCCGGCCCUCAGCUAUCCGAGGUGCCCUGACUCAAACUGAUGUGCUUCCAUCCUUCAGUUCUCUCUGGCAGCUUUCUUGCGUGAUAUAGGCCCCUCUCAAGCUCAUUAAGCAGCCUCCCCAGCUCAUGGCAGUCUGCCGAAUGCCAUUGUUCUUUGGGGUGAGUCAGGGCAGGGUGUGCAUGUGUCCCCUGAAGCUAUGUCAGAUGAGAUCUGUGGCUGGCCGAUCAGCUGGCAUGGUAACCUUUUAUGAUGUGCUGCAGAGCCUUGAAUGCGCCGUGCUGAGGGAUACUUUUCAUUGACACUGAAUUGCCAUCGGGAUCAGCAGAAGAUUGAUACUUUCUUGCAGGCACAGGGUGUAUAAAAGAGAACCUGUCUUUUCUUCCCUUUCAGUAUUCAACAUUUAUGGUGACUGGCUGCCUAAUGAAAGGGUGUCUGGGGUGGGGGGUAAUAAGGAAAAAUUAUAUGCCACCUUGAGCUAGGUUGGGAAUCAGAAAAGUGUUUUCGUUCCCUGUCUCUGGUCUAGGCAGCUUUCCCUGCCACAGAAGGCCCAGUGCUGUUUGCCCAUAAAUUGCAGUGUGUGACGCACCAGUUCAGAGCCAAGGGGAGGUUUCUAUUUGCUCCUGCUGGCCCAAGCUGCCGAUGGUGGGGUGUGGGGAUUCACAUCCCCAUUCCUGCCUUGCUUGGCAGCUAAGCCCAGAAUCAUUUUAAGCAGACAAAUUGCCAUUUUCAGGUUGAUGUUUUUCAAAGGCACGUAAUGCUGCCCCCUGUGUGCUGACCCAGAGUGUUCCCAACGGGGGGGUGCUGCUUGUGAUGGAAGCUGCCUCAAACAGAUGCCUGCACACUGUAGGUGGAUUUUAACAUUUGCAAAACAGGGGCCAAGCUUUCCAGCUGGCCCUGUCGCUGUUUAGAUGGGAUCGUUGUUGGAGACUGUGCCGCAUCCUUUAACUCGGAGCACACGAGCCAUUCAUGUGACGUUACACCGGAUGAAAUUGCACUAAUUACAUUAGGGUUCUGAAGAACCGUACCAGUGACGGGCAGGAGGGCACUGCAGAGAGCUUGUCUGGGCAAGUGGAAAAGGGGAGGCCGGCACAAUUAGCUGACAGGCCUGGGGUUCGUCGCCUGCGUUCCUCUCUGCUGGUUGUCAAAAGCAAAACCAACCAUGUCUAUCAGUGUGGGCAGUCGCUGUCCUGUGCUAAGUCCAGGAGCAAAGCCUGGCUCCUGCACUGCGGAACUCAGGCAAAUCAGGCUCCUGCACUAGAGAGCUGUCCCCUGCAGAUGGAAAUGGAUCCUCAAAGCUCCCUUGUUGCAUCAUGGCCUUUGCCUCCCACCCAUUAGCAAGCACUCCCAUUGGUGAAAAUGCCUGGUGUCAUAUGACGCUGCGACAGUUCCAGCCAAUCCAAGCCCAUCCAGCCUCUGCUGUCCAUGGUUGGAAUUAACAUAGAAAUGCUUUCUGCCUGUCGGAAGCAGGUGGCAGGAUCGGAGGGUGCCGGUUCAAGUCACUGCAGGAAGUUCAUUUGUCAUCUGUAUUUCUGCCUCUUGCAGAGCUCUGCGGCUGCUGGAUGUUUUUAUCAUAGUAAAUCCAUUGUAUCUGACUUGGGAUGUGGUGAAAAUCUGGUUACAGUGAAACCUGUCAUACUUUCUCUUCAUAUGUAACAUAACUGGGGUUUGGGUUUUUUUUUUUUUUUUUUUGGCAAUUUCUUUGUUAAUGUGUAUAUAUAUAAAUAUAAUAUAAUAUAUAUA
Messenger RNA from Chelonia mydas (Green sea turtle), 7266 nucleotides. It is a transcript of the gene MID2, whose product is annotated as midline 2. NCBI's taxonomy places the organism in Eukaryota, Metazoa, Chordata, Testudines, Cheloniidae. The transcript is spliced from 11 exons. The record is from RefSeq and is a predicted model, not a curated record. Bases 476 to 2533 code for a protein of 685 amino acids. Gene Ontology annotation, molecular function: zinc ion binding; protein binding.